This is a messenger RNA of Physella acuta, 432 nucleotides long. RefSeq lists its product as uncharacterized. The record is from RefSeq and is a predicted model, not a curated record. NCBI's taxonomy places the organism in Eukaryota, Metazoa, Mollusca, Gastropoda, Physidae.
AUUGUGAAUAUUGUAAAAGAAAUGGUUCUUGUCACAGAGCACCUAUGUUUCACAAUGGAGAAAGAUGAUUUUCUUGCUGUAGUUCUUUCCGAAUGUUUUACAGACCAGACUAUAAGGGAUCAGGUGUAUCAAGCUGUUAUCAUUUGUGAGUACAUUCUCAACGCCCAGCGUGAUAGUGCUAUCACAAGUGGUUCUACUGGCGUUGAUUGCAAAGUGGUUGAACAGUAUUCCGCUUGUUACUUGAAAAGCUACACAGACCAUUGCGGGCAGAAAAUUGGAGUUUUACGACACAAGAUGUUCAGCGUGCUACUUCCAAUGCGUUUUGAAUCCAGCAAUUGCGGCAACCUGACGGAGAACUUGUUGACAGAAAAGCUCAGUUAAACAUGUUUGUUUAAUGUACCUUUUCAAAACAGAUUAUAUUUGUAUGUACUA